UCCAAAUGAGCCGCCGCAUCGUGUCACUCGGCCCGCACAGGUCGCCGCAUCACGUUGACGAUGACCAGUGGGACGAGGACUCAUGCAACGAUGGCGCCAGCCACAUGUCGGAGUCCACCGAGCAGCAGCACGAAACGAAAUGUAUCGAAGGGAUGCAUCUGCUCAUUCCGGGGAUGAAUGGUGGUCCUUGUGGAUGGGUUGAUGCAGGCGAGUUAUCCAUAGUGGAGGCCGUUGAGGCCGGAGCCUUCCGCUCGCCCAACAGCCAGAAACACCGCCCUCUCAACACCACGGAGGCCGACUGCCGCCAAUCGUUCAUCGCCCGGAUGGGUUCGAGGCUGGGGUGGACGCGCGCGAGCGAGGCAACGUUUGAGCAGACGGGCCCUCAGCAGGUGAUGGUGUGCGUGCCGGCUGGCAUCACCCUCAUCGUCACACAAGGAGAUGAUGGGGGGUGGGGUUGGCCGGUGUCCGAUGUGCGCAUCCGGGACGAGUGCCACCACUGGGACGGGAGAAGGUCCAAGAAGAUGAAGAGUACGACCUUCACUAAGGCGGGGCUGCGGGAGAUGCGGGACAAGCAGAUGGAGGUUGAGCUGUGGAAACAGGCCCAGAAGCAAGGUGGCUGGCUGGGUGGCGGAUGUAUAUGCACUGUGGCACUCAUUGCGUGUGCGGAUGUGUGGGGCGGGCAUGCAGGCGUGCCGUAUCGUGGGCGUCGUCGGUCGGCCAGGGUCGCCACGGCUGUGAUCCGCAAGUCGCGUAAGCAAGCCAGAAACGUGCAAUGCAGAUGUGUCGGGUCGUUCCUUCUGCCGGUCAGUGUCAGACUCGGUGGAAGAGGAGGAGAACAUCGUGAUGAGCGACGAACACGACACAGAGUACCCCCCGCCAAGAAAGCGCACCAGCAAGGGUACGGUGACCCACACGCACGGGCGCACCACACACAUACAUGCACACAGGUGAAUCCCUCCUCUCUCCGCCCACACAGGACGUGGCAGAAGCGUGGCCGCUCAUGGCCACAAGCGUGCCCGUGCGGCCGCCCGCUCCCCUAGCAGGUCUCGCAUCAAGGUCACGAAGCCGCCCGCCAGCACAGUGGCGAAGAAGUCUGGGGGCUUCACUGAUGGUCAGAAUAACACACAGACAUCCACACACAUGAAAGAAUGGAUGGAUGGAUGGAUGUCGUUCAGGUUUGGUUGGUCAGAGUUGGGUUGUCAGCGGCAAGGAGGGGCUGAAUCGCUCGCAGAUGAUGGGCAGAGGUAACUAAGUGACCUUGUAUCUGACAGGCCCGUGGGUGCAUUAAGAGAGCUCUAUGUGUGAUGUCUGUCAGUUGGUGGACUCACAUUUGGAGAGGCUGCCGGUGUAUCGACUUCGUCGCACCACCAGCAGCCGCAUCCCGGUAGAGAAGGAAGAGUACUGACGCACACACGCACGCCAGAGAGGACAGAGUAGCGUCUGUCGAUCGGUUGGUCGGGUCGGGUGUGUGUCUGCAGGCAUGAUGGGCUACGACGGCAAGAUCGACCUCACCCACUGCUCGCCAUCGGCUGGACGUAACACACGCCUACAUCAAACAGGCACACAGCAUUCAUUCGCGUGCUCUCUGGCCUGCAGGUGACGGCUUUGGUGUGGCGGCCCCGCCGCCGGUCCCGGUGCCAUUCAACCUUCCCCAGCUGAUCCAGAUGCAGCCAUCCACAAGCGGUGCGUAUCGGCGGCUGACCAACACACAGACACACACACACACGCAUUCCAUUGCGCGUCUGUCAGGCGCUCCGCCGCUCAUUUCGGCCUCGAGACCUGUGGCUGAUGACGACCACCACCCACAGCAGCAGAAUGGCGUGUCAAGCUCUAAGAGUGACGGCCAGGUGUCGACUGAUGGCGAUGAGCAGCGGUCGGCCACACCGCCCGUGUCGCCAUCUGACGACGGCAUGGCCAAGGGGCAGGUUGAGGGUGGGGGAGUCGGGAAUGUGCAAUAGGUGAUCCGUUGUGCGGUGGAUAGCAUAGCUGACGAUAGAUGGGCGACUAACUGCGUUCACUCCAAUGGACUGUGUUUUGGGGCGCUUGUGUGUGUGUGAGUGCGUGUGGGUGGGGGG
Messenger RNA from Vitrella brassicaformis, 2075 nucleotides. Lineage: Eukaryota; Vitrellaceae. The record is from the annotation of a GenBank genome assembly.